This is a messenger RNA of Aspergillus puulaauensis, 579 nucleotides long. RefSeq lists its product as uncharacterized. The record is from RefSeq and is a predicted model, not a curated record. Bases 1 to 579 code for a protein of 192 amino acids. Lineage: Eukaryota; Fungi; Ascomycota; Eurotiomycetes; Eurotiales; Aspergillaceae. The transcript has a single exon.
AUGACCACCAACGAAAACCCUCCACGCCUCCACGACUGCAGGUGCUGCAAUCGUCUGAUGAUGGAUAUGUGCUUCAGACUCCUCCAAGCAAACGUCCCCCAACAAGCCCUCAUAACCCCAGAAGGCACAACAGCAGCCGCAUUCCAAUUCCGGAGCUACACACCCCUAGUCCACGAUAUCCCGACGGAGGCCUUCGGACUUGCAAUCCACGCCGCAAUCCAGGGCUUCAUUACCACGACAACUGGGAUCCAAACUCCAAUGUACGUGAGCAUUUCGCGACGCCCACCGGGGUGGGAAUACACUACUGGCCUCACACUGGUUAUUGGGGUGCUGGCAGACUUCCCCGCCGGCGUCUCUGUCUCCCCGGAGGUGCUGAGCCAUAUCGCGGUGAAUCUUCCCAUAUUUGGCGGCGGGGAGUGGAGAUGGGCUAUGAGGCCUCAUGAUAUUUUCCCGGUGAUGUGGCGGUUGCAGUGGUUUGAGGAGAUUGUUAAAGACCCCUGGUGUCCGGGUGUAUGGAGUACGCUUGCUAUGAUGACCCAGGGGACGCAUUCGGUGUUGGAUUUGCCUUCAGCUGUUUAA